AUGCAUCCACGACCAGAACAUCUUUCUCCAACACUCAAUCACAAUCACAGACUCAAACUCAAGCAACCAGCUACUACCAGCAGAAUGCUCGCCCGCACCAUCCUCGCCACCCUCGUCAGCGCCGCCUGCUUCGCGACCGUCAACGCGCAGACCUGCAGCGCUACCAACGCGGUAUGCUGCCAGCAGCUCCAGGACCCGGAUAACCUUAAUGCCGAUGCCUUGAACCUGCUCCGACUGUUGAACAUAAACCCUAAUACCUUGACUGGCGCUGUUGGUUUGACCUGUAAACGUCUGACUGAAGCCUGUUUUGCGUGUCUUUUGCUAACGCGCCCAGGCACCAGUCUUGUCAGCGGUAGCUGCAAUGCGAAUGCUGCGUGCUGCACGGGCAAUAACUACAACGGACUCAUUGUUCUGGGCUGCACCCAGAUCCAGGUGUAG
Messenger RNA from Aspergillus fumigatus Af293, 438 nucleotides. RefSeq names its product putative hydrophobin (gene rodE). Gene Ontology annotation, molecular function: structural constituent of cell wall. The record is from RefSeq and is a predicted model, not a curated record. Lineage: Eukaryota; Fungi; Ascomycota; Eurotiomycetes; Eurotiales; Aspergillaceae. Gene Ontology annotation, cellular component: fungal-type cell wall.